Messenger RNA from Papaver somniferum (opium poppy), 2024 nucleotides. Its product is annotated as RNA polymerase II C-terminal domain phosphatase-like 4. Lineage: Eukaryota; Viridiplantae; Streptophyta; Magnoliopsida; Ranunculales; Papaveraceae. The transcript is spliced from 6 exons. Gene Ontology annotation, molecular function: RNA polymerase II CTD heptapeptide repeat phosphatase activity. The record is from RefSeq and is a predicted model, not a curated record. The coding region runs from base 423 to 1151 and encodes 242 amino acids. Gene Ontology annotation, cellular component: nucleus.
AUCAAUACCUCCUAAUUCGACUAGAACUCCAGUUUCUAAAUGUUGUAUAAAUUUAGGUCUAAGGUAUGAUGUGCUUAUAGUCAUUAUCACAGAAAAAUUCUUAAAAUCUUAGCAAAAGGUGUGGAGAGGUGAGGUUAAGAGCAGAAAAAAGUUCCAGAGAGUUGAAGAAAAGAAGACGAUACGCAUAGAAAAAAUUAAAGAAAACAAAUUUUGAGGAUCAAUUAUGGCUCCAAUCAAGUUGGUGAUUAAGUUGAAUGGUCGACCAAUUUGUAAGCGAAAAUUAGAGAUUGAAGAUCAUAAUGGGCUACAAGAGGAGAAAUCAUCUAAAAAGGUACGUCUUCUUGAUUCUGGAAACAAGGUUUAUGUGAUUAAGAUGAAUGGUCGGCCAAUUUGUAAGCGAAAAUUAGAGAUUGAAGAUCGUAAUGGGAUACAAGAAGAGAAAUCACCGAAAAAGGAGAAGUUUGUUGCGUCGGGAAAAACUUUGUUUAGUUCUUGAUUUAGAUCAUACAUUACUUCACUCGGUUAAGAUUUCGGAUGUGUCGUUGGAUGAACAGGACUAUCUCAAUAGUAAAUCAGGGUUAAUUACAUGCAUGAAGACUGUUGGGAGACAUAGCUUAUACAACCACAACGGAAGGUAUACAAGGUUAAGGCCUUAUGUGCGAGAUUUUCUUGAACAAGUAUGCCAGAAAUUCGAGCUUUACGUUUAUACCAAGGGAGAACGGUGGUACGCUAAAGAGGUGGUUAGAUUGAUUGAUCCUAAAAGUGUUUAUUUUAAGAACAAAGUGAUUUCGAAAGAUGAUUCUACUGUCAGAAAUCGAAAAAAUCUAGACGUGGUUUUGGGAGCAAAUGCAACUAACACGGUAAUUAUGGACGAUACGGAGUCAGUCUGGAAAGAGCACAAAGAUAACAUAAUUCGCAUCAACAAAUUUAAUUAUUUUUCAUCAAGAAACGGCGGUGGACAUCGGUUAAACAUGGAUAAUGAUGAGUUGGAUGAAGACGACGGUGCCCUCAAAAGAAUCUUAGAAGUUCUGCAGCGUGUUCAUGAUAAGUUCUUUGAAGAGUUCCCAGCCAAGAAUGAUGUUAGACCAGUGUUGAAAGCGGAUAUUAUCAUAUGGACUUCUUUGCUUCUGGGUUCUGGGGAGCUGCUAUAAUAGGCUUAAUCCAAGGAAUGCAGUAUUGUUAUGUUUUAGGAUUCAUUCUUUUGAGGACCCAAGUUGCUUAAGCCAAGGACAAUCAAGCAAUGACUUAUCCUGUACUGUUGCAGCUUCAGUUUGUCUGGCCUUCCAUGCUACAGUGAUUUGCACAAUUGAUGUUUUAUAAACAAGGAUUUCUUUGUGAGAAAACGAGGUUAUGAAUGCAACACACGCAGAAGCAAGUUAGUAUGUAUUGGAGCAAAAACAUAUUACUUGGUGUUGGUUUCAAAUGGUGGACCUAAUUGGGGAGUAGCAUCCAAGUGCUGGUUCUAGUUCUCAGUCUAAUUUUCUAUCAUCAUGACAUUGGAGAGAGAAGACAUACUUGGUAAUUUAAUGCUAGCUACAACAUUGAAAUUGGAGGGAGAAAUUAUCCGCGAGUAUGACAAGCAAAGGUGCACUUCUACACAUUUAUGGCGCGAUGGCCGUCUUACAUGUUUAGGGUGCCCUAGGCGGACUAGUUUUGUGGCUUUUUAUGAGUUACCAAAUCUGGAGAGAGCUAGAUAUUCAGAUUACAAGAAAUUGGUAUAUCUAAAGUGAUAAUUUGGAUUAUGUUAUACGGCCAAAUGGGGAAGAUUCUUUUUUAGCACUUUUUGGUUAAGUUUUGGGUUCGAAACUUGUAAUUUAGUUUAGCAUAAAUCUUCCCUCCCCCCACUUUAAUGACAGUAGAUGAAAACGGAUACCUCCGAUUUGUUGAAUUUUUAUUUCAUUAUUAAACGUUAGAUGAGAUGACUUUAAAAGUUAGCCAUCAGAUCUAGACGGGAAAUUUUCGUGUGAACUAUUCACAUGGACCACUGAAUUAUCGUAAUAUAAACGCUAUAAUUCUAUUCUUCU